AUGAGUUAUAUAAAAGCUGUGAUCAGCAAAGAGUACAUUCCUGAAGGUACACACUUUGGUCCACUGACUGGGAAGAUAUACACCAGUGAAAAUAUUCCUAAUCAUGUGGACCGGAAACACUUUUGGAGGGUUUUUUCUGCAGAAGGAAAAUUUCACCACUUUGUUGAUGUGAAUGACCCUUUUUUCAGUAACUGGAUGUGCUAUGUGAAUCCAGCUCCCACCUAUCAUACUCAGAACCUGAUGGCCUGCCAGCACAACCUGGAGAUCUUUUUCUAUACUAUAGCUCCCAUCUUAGCAGGCAUGGAACUUUUGGUUUGUCCUACCCACAGCGAAUCCAGGUACUUACAGUACUUGCAUCCAAGGGAACUUACACCUGAGCCAGAAUGUCUAAGCUUGAAAAAUCUUCCAACAGAACCUUCAUUUGAGGUAGCCUCCCAUUCACCGCAGAUUACCUCCAAAGAUAACAAAAAAUGCACAGUUAUCACAACGAAAGACAAAAGGGAAGAUGAAGAAGAAAAUGUUGAACAGGAUGUGGCAUCAAGGAACAUAACAGGCCACAAAAACAUAAAACCUGCGACAGAUGUCUUUCACAGAGUUGAAAAACAGCCUAUGGAGCUUAAAAGUUGCUGCACAGAAUCCACGUUUGAGUUUGCAGAAGAGAUGCUUGGUCUGCCAGGAGAGAGAAAUAUGGCAAGAGAAAAUCAGUGUCACCGUGGAUUUAGUCCAUGCAACUCAGUGACUUCACCACAGAUGGAAUAUAAUAUUUGCAACAAGUAUUCAUCCUACUCAGAAUGUCAUUACAUGGGCAAAAUGCCCAAUGCCUCUUGUCAUAUCUGCAGCACCACUACUGCCCAUUACCCCAAAUCUAUGAUGGUUUCUCAGGAUCUCAGCUUUCCAUCAGGUCUAUCAGUAACCAAUUCGAGGAAAGUUAAACUUCAAAGUUUGCCUUCCCAGGAUAUCUUGGAGAAACAACCUCCAUAUCCCAGGAUAUAUCAUAAUGUCUAUCUUCCCAUCUUGACUCAAGUAAAAUACAAUGCUAAGAAAUCUCCAAAUCUGUUCUCUUUCUAUGCUGGGACAUUUUCACUUCUCGGCUGUAAUUAUGAGAAUCCAACCCUUCUUCAUGACUUCAGAAGUCAACAGUUGAAAGCUGCUUCUCCAACUAUGUAUCAGCAUGAGCCUGUGAACCUCAGUACUCCAAAAAACUGUUCCUCAAUGUCAAAGGAAGGCAACAAAUCCAAGUCAUAUCCCUUGAACAGGAAGAAUGGCAAAAUUAGAUAUGAGUGCAAUGUCUGUGCUAAAAGCUUUGGGCAGCUUUCCAAUCUGAAGACUCUUUUCUUCACAAUGGAAAUGGGUCAAGCAGAAAAUAUGGAUCUGCCCUAUGACACACACAAAAUUAUAGAUAAGAAGGUGUUGUUUGCACCAUGGAGAUUAUUACAAACAGACCUCAUAUACUGCCACCAUUGUGUAGGUUAUGCAAGAGGCCUUGUUCUGCCCAUCAUUGGCUAUUACGUUCUUAGUUAG
This is a messenger RNA of Thamnophis elegans (Western terrestrial garter snake), 1521 nucleotides long. It is a transcript of the gene ZNF683, whose product is annotated as zinc finger protein 683. Gene Ontology annotation, biological process: regulation of transcription by RNA polymerase II; cell fate commitment. The coding region runs from base 1 to 1521 and encodes 506 amino acids. Gene Ontology annotation, cellular component: cytoplasm; nucleus. The transcript has 5 exons. NCBI's taxonomy places the organism in Eukaryota, Metazoa, Chordata, Lepidosauria, Squamata, Natricidae. Gene Ontology annotation, molecular function: RNA polymerase II cis-regulatory region sequence-specific DNA binding; DNA-binding transcription factor activity; histone deacetylase binding. The record is from RefSeq and is a predicted model, not a curated record.